UGGACGGACACUGGACGACCACUCGCUGCUUGGCUUUCCUUCGGUUUGGGACCUCGGCAAUGCUUAGGGAUGAGAUUGGCACAAAUGGAAGAAAAACUUGUUCUAGCCCACUUGCUGAAACGAUUUGAUAUAGUAGCGACGGAUAGCACAGAGGCACUUUGCACUUUCCAUCUCUCGAACUGUUUUGAAACGCUUUUGAUUCAGAAUGAACUCAAACUUGUCGGAUCCAUGACUGUUGCCCCAAAAUCUGUCACAGUGCAACUCAGAAGAAGGAUGCCGAUGUUGCAGAAAGAAGCGAUGAAGUGA
Strongylus vulgaris is the source of this 306-nucleotide messenger RNA. The record is from the annotation of a GenBank genome assembly. NCBI's taxonomy places the organism in Eukaryota, Metazoa, Nematoda, Chromadorea, Rhabditida, Strongylidae.